This is a messenger RNA of Microdochium trichocladiopsis, 769 nucleotides long. Its product is annotated as ribosomal protein L37e. Gene Ontology annotation, biological process: translation. Gene Ontology annotation, cellular component: ribosome; cytosolic large ribosomal subunit. Gene Ontology annotation, molecular function: RNA binding; structural constituent of ribosome. The transcript is spliced from 4 exons. The record is from RefSeq and is a predicted model, not a curated record. The coding region runs from base 185 to 472 and encodes 95 amino acids. NCBI's taxonomy places the organism in Eukaryota, Fungi, Ascomycota, Sordariomycetes, Xylariales, Microdochiaceae.
UAUUCCGGAAGAGGGCCAGGAAAUUGCGGAUUCGCUGCAGGACUCGCGCCCUUGGUAAAAGCACCACCACCCAAUCUCAGAUCCCACCCAGAGACUACGUUGAAGGUACGACGACCGCCGCCAACCCCGACGACUCGACCGACGAUACUAACCCGUCCGCCUCUCACACAGUCUUGCCGCCAAAAUGACCAAGGGAACUUCCAGCUUCGGAAAGCGCCACAACAAGACGCACACUCUGUGCCGUCGUUGCGGUCGCCGCUCUCUCCACGUCCAGAAGCACACUUGCGCUUCGUGCGGUUACCCUGCCGCCAAGACCCGGAAGUACAACUGGUCCGAGAAGGCCAAGCGCAGAAAGACCACCGGUACCGGCCGCAUGCGGUACCUCAGCACCGUCUCCCGCAAGUUCAAGAACGGCUUCCAGACCGGUGUCCCCAAGAACUCCAGGGGCCCUGCCACCAACCAGGCUCUGUAAAUUUUUGGGAGAGGACGACAUGUGAACUGGGGAUGACGAACAAAGCACAAGCAGUCGGGGAAAUAGACGACACUUCGCGCGGAUAACUGUUAUUGACGACGUUGACGGGCGAAAAAAACGGUAGCAAGGGCUUUAAGGGGAAACGGGUGUUUCUGCAUUUGGACUGGUUUACCAUGGAUUUUGCGGCAUCGCUGAGUUCUCGGGAACUCGGAACCUACUACACAAUACGGUAGCCAGUUACCUUUCCCAAAACGAAAAAAAGGACAAAAAAUUGGCAUUGCGUCACGAACAAAAAAA